AUGGAGGGCGCCACCAAGCCUGCUCACUUCGUGCUCUUCCCAUGGACAGGAACCAUCAGCCACGUGAUCCCCAUGACAGACCUCGGCUGCCUCCUCGCGUCCCACGGAGCCGAGGUCACCAUCAUCACCACGCCCGUCAACGCAGCGAUAGCACAGAGCCGUGUCGACCGCGCCCCGGUGUCACGCUCACACGGUGCCGCCGCGAUCACGGUCACCGCGGUCCCGUUCCCGGCCGCGGACGCCGGCCUGCCCGAGGGCUGCGAGAGGAUGGACAUGCUCCGGUCUCAGGACGAGGUGCCUCGCUACUUCGUGGCCAACAGAGCGUUCGGCGAGGCAGUGGCGCGGUACUGCCUCGGCGAGGCGCCACGACGCCGUCCGAGCUGCAUCAUCUCCGGGAUGUGCCAGACGUGGGUGCUAGGCCUGGCGCGCGAACUCGGCGUGCCCUACUACGUCUUCCACGGCUUCGGCGCCUUCGCUUUGCUCUGCAUCGAGUACCUGUACAAGCACAGGCCGCACGAGGCUGUCACGUGGGACGACGAGCUGUUCGACGUCCCGGCGCUGCUGCCUUUCUAG
Miscanthus lutarioriparius is the source of this 573-nucleotide messenger RNA. The record is from the annotation of a GenBank genome assembly. NCBI's taxonomy places the organism in Eukaryota, Viridiplantae, Streptophyta, Magnoliopsida, Poales, Poaceae.